Molecule: messenger RNA, 462 nt
Organism: Aureobasidium subglaciale EXF-2481
Lineage: Eukaryota; Fungi; Ascomycota; Dothideomycetes; Dothideales; Saccotheciaceae
Exons: 4
Coding region: 1-462 (153 amino acids)
Biological process (GO): copper ion transmembrane transport
Cellular component (GO): membrane
Molecular function (GO): copper ion transmembrane transporter activity
Source: RefSeq, a predicted model, not a curated record
AUGAAUCACGGUGACAUGGGCCACGGCGGUAUGGACCACGGAGGCAUGGACCACGGAAACAUGUGCAACAUGAACAUGCUCUUCACAUGGGACACAAACAACCUCUGCAUCGUCUUCAAGUCCUGGCGCGUCACCUCCACAAUGUCCCUCAUCUGGUCCCUCCUAGGCGUCAUACUCCUAACAGCCGGCUACGAACUCAUCCGCGAAGCCUCCCGUCGCUAUGAAGCCAAAGUUCAGAAAGACAUUGAUGAUAUGCCGAGACGUAAUGCUGCCAAUGUGUAUGCGAAAACAAAGACUAUCAAGGCUGCUUUUUACGCCGUUCAGGUCUUUUAUUCAUUCUUCAUCAUGUUGCUUUUCAUGACAUAUAACGGCUGGAUCAUGUUGGCUGUCGGUGUGGGUGCUUUCGUAGGAUAUUUGGCAUUUGGCAACUCCACUGUGACCAAGAGCGCUGCUUGUCAUUGA